GGCUCGCGAGGGCUAUGACCGGCAAACUCGCCGAGAAGCUGCCGGUGACCAUGAGCAGUUUGCUAAACCAACUGCCUGACAAUCUGUACCCCGAGGAGAUCCCCAGCGCGCUCAACCUCUUCUCCGGCAGCAGCGACUCGGUAGCCCAUUACAAUCAGAUGGCUACAGAGAAUGUGAUGGACAUCGGUCUGACCAACGAGAAGCCCAACCCGGAACUCUCUUACUCGGGCUCCUUCCAGCCAGCCCCCGGCAACAAGACCGUGACCUACUUGGGAAAGUUCGCUUUCGACUCCCCUUCCAACUGGUGCCAGGACAACAUCAUUAGCCUCAUGAGCGCCGGCAUCUUGGGGGUGCCCCCGGCCUCAGGGGCGCUCAGCACGCAGACGUCCACGACCAGCAUGGUGCAGCCGCCGCAGGGCGACGUGGAGGCCAUGUAUCCAGCGCUGCCCCCCUAUUCCAACUGCGGCGACCUUUACUCGGAGCCCGUGUCUUUCCACGACCCCCAGGGCAACCCUGGGCUCGCCUAUUCCCCCCAGGAUUACCAAUCGGCCAAGCCAGCCUUGGACAGCAAUCUCUUCCCAAUGAUUCCUGACUACAACCUGUACCACCACCCCAACGACAUGAGCUCCAUUCCGGAGCACAAGCCUUUCCAAGGCAUGGACCCCAUCCGGGUCAAUCCACCCCCAAUUACCCCUCUGGAAACCAUCAAGGCGUUCAAAGACAAGCAGAUCCACCCUGGCUUCGGCAGCCUGCCCCAGCCGCCACUCACGCUCAAGCCUAUUAGGCCCCGCAAGUACCCCAACCGGCCCAGCAAGACCCCGCUCCACGAGAGGCCCCACGCGUGCCCGGCGGAGGGCUGCGACCGCCGCUUCAGCCGUUCGGACGAGCUGACUCGGCACCUGCGCAUCCACACGGGCCACAAGCCCUUCCAGUGCCGGAUCUGCAUGCGGAGCUUCAGCCGGAGCGAUCACCUCACCACGCACAUCCGUACGCACACGGGCGAGAAGCCCUUUGCCUGCGAGUUCUGCGGGCGCAAGUUUGCGCGCAGCGACGAGCGCAAACGCCACGCCAAGAUCCACCUCAAGCAAAAGGAGAAGAAGGCGGAGAAGGGGGGUGCGCCCUCGGCAUCCGCGGCGCCCACCGUGGCCUUGGCCCCUGUGGUCACUACCUGCGCCUGAGGCUCGGGCCCCAGAUCCCCUCUUUUCCCUUCCAGUGCCUCCUAGCUGCUCGCCUGAAAGCAGCGGGAAAGCCAGCCACGGAAGCGCAGGGGCCGCGCCCUGGCCUCUCCAUGGACGUGCGGCCCCUAGCUUCCCUUCGAUGCCCACCUGUUCCCACCCUUUCUCGUCGGCCAGCGGUCGGGGGCUGGGGCUGGAGGCGCCUUCCUCUCGCCGCUCCCCCCUUAGCCAAGGCGUGGGGGCGGAAAGGUGGCGUCUAGCCCGCUUUGUUCAGUUGGGAUCGCCUUGAUCCAGGGGCCUGUGGGCCGCGCCGUGAACCUGCGGGGGGCUGAAGGCGGGGCCCACCUAACCCUCGCUCAACCCAAGCACCUCAGUGUUUCCCCGUCUCUCCCAGGGUUCCCCCUCGAAGACCGGAGAGGGGGAGGGGUAAGGAGCGCACCAAA
This is a messenger RNA of Perognathus longimembris pacificus (Pacific pocket mouse), 1618 nucleotides long. RefSeq names its product early growth response 3 (gene Egr3). The coding region runs from base 15 to 1178 and encodes 387 amino acids. The record is from RefSeq and is a predicted model, not a curated record. The transcript has 2 exons. Lineage: Eukaryota; Metazoa; Chordata; Mammalia; Rodentia; Heteromyidae. Gene Ontology annotation, biological process: regulation of transcription by RNA polymerase II. Gene Ontology annotation, molecular function: RNA polymerase II cis-regulatory region sequence-specific DNA binding; DNA-binding transcription factor activity, RNA polymerase II-specific.